This is a messenger RNA of Eleginops maclovinus (Patagonian blennie), 5500 nucleotides long. Its product is annotated as adenylate cyclase type 2-like. The record is from RefSeq and is a predicted model, not a curated record. Gene Ontology annotation, biological process: cAMP biosynthetic process; adenylate cyclase-activating G protein-coupled receptor signaling pathway; intracellular signal transduction. Gene Ontology annotation, molecular function: adenylate cyclase activity. Gene Ontology annotation, cellular component: plasma membrane. Bases 698 to 4504 code for a protein of 1268 amino acids. The transcript has 26 exons. Lineage: Eukaryota; Metazoa; Chordata; Actinopteri; Perciformes; Eleginopidae.
GAGGAGGCAGAUUAAACAUUUGAAAUCCUAAAUUUGAUGAUGACAUUGGAGCUGCCAAAGGUAGUCUGUGCAGUCACACGAUGGGGAAGAAGAAGCAGCCGUGCACAUGACUGAAUGUAGGUGGAAGUUACGUGCACUGGGUGCGUCGCUGUCUCUUCAUUCCUUUACACUCCUGUAAGUGUGUGUGCGUGUGUGUUUGUCGCAGGGGAAGAGCUUGCAGCUAGUAUAACAAGUUUGUUUUGCGUAAUGGGGAAAUUACUAGAAGAAGUCUCUCAUUGUAAUGGCAUUACAACAAUGACUUCCCUGCUCUCAUUAUUGGACUUUGCUGGGGAAACAGGAAUUUCAUCCCGUAUGCAUCAGUGAUCAUUAAAGGAGAUUAUGCUUUGGUGUAAGAUUCCUUACCAGCAAUUUUUGGGACCUUGAAUCAUCCGUCUAACCUCAAAAUAAUCAUAGUCUGUUUUUUAAGUCUGUCAUUUUAAGACAUGAAGAGCUGGUCUCUCACUGGACAAAAUAGCCAUAUUUUCGUUUUGUUUUAAUGAAUUUAAUCUGACAUGCAGUCAAAGGUGGACGUUCUUCUUUCGGCACAGACGUAAACACCACCUGACAGGUGAGAAACAAAGGAAGUCACUCUCCUUGAGUGUUUUUAUCAUGUAGACAGAGACAGACAGCGGGAAAAAGUAAAGUGACAAGGCGCUAGAUGAGGAGAUCCCUCACAGUCACACAGGUCACGAUGCCAGACGAGUCACGAGGUUUUCCGGAGAAGGGGAGCAGCGGAGAAGAAGCACCACAGGGGGCCUUAGUGCCGGACAUUGUGGUGAAGUCUAGUGAUGGAGAGGGGAAAAACCACGGGGGUAAUAUCAUGGAGCUGGACGACUUCAGUAAAACAAAAGACGGAUUAAGCAGUGACACUUUGAAAGGAAAUGACGGCACAUUUAAUAAAAGCAAUCCUCCUGUUUCCGUGGAGGUCGGUGUGGCUAAAACAGUGCAGGCCCCUGACCCUCUGGAGUCUUUGAAGAAGGGAACAAGUGUGCCAACAACAGAUCACGCUAACCUGGUCAACUCUGAUAGGCUACAAGCCCUAGAAAACGGCCCAAAAUCCAGCUUUGGCGAAGAGAUAUCAGAGCUCGAUGGAUUUGAAAAGACAAAUGAAAUCUCCCCUGUACAUUUCUCAGCUCACGGUUUAGAAAACAGCAGAAAUAGUCCGGAUGAUGAGAGGGGCGAUUCUAAAACGGACUCUCUGAGUGGCAGUUCACCCACAGAUGUCGCGUCCAAACUCCCCCGGGACAGCAUCGAUGUCAGGUGGGACGACGAAAACGAAGGCGAGGACGGAAAAGAAGACAAGAAAAGCACCCGGUCCAGGCAGAGUGUGAAGGAGGGGGUGUGUUGCUGCUACCAGGCGUUUCACAAGGCCUUUCUGCAGUGUGUGGAGGAGACCCCCGCCAUGCUGAUCGGACUGUUGCUGUCUUUGGUUUUCUGUGUGGUCCUCAUCAUCUUGAUCCCCAGCACGAGAAGGAACAUCCAUGUUCACGCUGGUGCGCUGUCAGUGCUGUGUGUGGUUCUCUGUCUGAGCUUCUUCCUGCUCGUCUGCCUGCCCUGGCUGGCCACGGUGAGGCGCUGCGGGGGGGCUCUGGCCCUCUUCGUCUGGGGGACGCUGUACGUCGUCGCCAUAGUCUUCAUCUUCACUGGAGGACCCGUCACUACGUGGGAACAGGUGGCGUUUUUCCUCUUCCUCUCUCUGAGUGUGUACACGGUGCUGCCUCUCUCCAUGGCCUGGGCCCUCAUGGUUGGGAUCGGGACGAGCGUCUCGCACAUCAUCAUCAUCAGCGUCUACGUCCCCGUCAAGAGCCCAGAGACACCGGACCUGGCUGUGCAGCUGGUGGCGAAUGCUUUUCUGUUUGUGUGUGUGAACUGCGUUGGGAUUUUCCAUCUGUGGAUGACCGAGCGGGAUCUCAGGAAAUCCAAUCAGAAGAGAGAGGAGUUCAGCAUCAUACGCACCCGGAAGGAAAUCAGGAAAUAUCAGCAGGAGAAGCUCCUCCUGUCAGUGUUGCCACGGUACAUCGCCAUGGAGCUGAAGACGGAGGUGAUAAAGAAGCUGUUCAAGCCCGAGAAGGAAAAGAAUAAUGAAACCAACCCUCACAACUUCUACAGCCUCUACGUACGGAAGCACAGAGACGUCAGCAUCCUGUACGCAGACAUAGUGGGCUUCACAAAGCUGGCGAGUUCCUGCUCACCUGAGGAGCUGGUGGCUGUUCUCAACAAACUCUUUGGUAGAUUUGAUGAAAUUGCGAAGAAGAAUGGGUGUCUCCGCAUUAAGAUCCUGGGUGACUGCUACUACUGUGUGUCCGGUCUCCCUGAUCCCAUCCCAACCCACGCCAAGAACUGCGUUAAGAUGGGGCUGGACAUGUGCUCCGGCAUCAGUCUCCUGCGAGAGGCGACCGGGGUGGACAUCAGUAUGCGGGUCGGCGUCCACACAGGCAACGUGCUCUGUGGUGUGAUCGGCCUGCAGAAGUGGCAGUACGACGUGUGGUCACAUGACGUGACGUUAGCCAAUCACAUGGAGUCUGGAGGUCUUCCUGGGCGAGUCCACAUCACAGAGGAGACGCUGCAGCACUUGGAUGGAGCGUAUGAAGUGGAGGAGGGAGACGGGGGGAAUCGGGAUCCCCUGCUUAAAGGGAGGAAAACCUACCUAGUGAUCGACCCCAAGGCACAAAGCUUUUCCAGGACAUAUACACGGGGGAACCAUCUCACAUCGGGAGAGACGAGGCAGCGGGCGUCCAUCCGGAUGUCUCAGUACAUGCAGUCCUGGAGGACCAUCCACCCCUUCGCAGACCUCAGCAACCCUGAUGCCAGCCCCUCUCAGCGGCCAAUCACCACCCCCAAUAACACCCUGAACCAAUCACAUUACUCUUCAGAAAGACAACCUUACCAGAGCAACACCUUGCUGGUGGAUAACGGUAUGAGGGGAUCACUGGACACGAUAGAUAAUGCAGGGAGGAGAUUAAAGAAGCUCAACUGUUUCACCCUGCUCUUCAACGACCUGAGCCUGGAGAAAAAGUUCCGCGUCUCAGAGGUCAAAGGUUUACACCACUCCAUCAGCUGCACGGCCGCCAUCUUCGUUACCGUCUUCGCCGUCCAGAUACUCGUCUCUAAGAACAACUUUGAGAUGGCAGUAUCGUACGGCGUGACGUUCCCUGUGUUGGUGCUGAUUCUGUCCAUCGCUUUCACCGGGUACCUGGAGAAGUGGCGUUCGAAGAUGCCGCUGGGUGUUCAGUGGAUAUCCGGUCUGUCCCGCAGCGUCUCCAGCCGGGCAGCGCUGCGACUCUUCGUGGUCAUCCUCUGUUUGCUCAUCACGCUGCUGAUGGCCUUCCUCAACUUAAUCUUCAUCCCGGGAGACGGCUGCACAUCCAUCACCAACAGGACGGAGAUGGAGGGUCUCCAACUCUACUCUCUGCCUUAUUACCUGUACUGCUGCUUGCUGGCCAUGCUGGGAGUGAUCGUGUUCGUCCGGACGUGCUUUUCUGUGAAGGCGCUGCUGCUCACGCUGGCGGUGGUGGUUUACCUGGCGCUCUUCCUCGACGUCUACGCCCCGAGGUCACAGUGCCUCAUCGACAUGCUCUACAACGACACCAAGCCGGGAGUCUUGAAGGACCCUCAGAUCAUGUCCGGGGUUUGGCUGGUCAUCUUUUACUUAGUGUGCCUCCGCCUGGCCAGACAGGACGAGAUGGGUUGCCGGGUAGACUUCCUGCUGGACCACUGCUUCAAGAUGGAGAGGGAGGAGAUGGAGACGAUGGAGAACGUCAACAAGCUGCUCCUUCAGAACGUGCUGCCGCUCCACGUCGCCUCCUACUUCAUCGGCAAAAAUAUCCGCAACCAGGACCUGUACAGUCAGUCCUACGACUGUGUGUGUGUGAUGUUCGCCUCGGUGCCUCAGUUUAAAGAGUUCUACAGCGAGAGCAGCGCCAACCAGGACGGGCUGGAAUGUCUGCGCUUCCUCAACGAGAUCAUAUCGGACUUUGAUGAUCUUCUCUCUAAGCCCAAAUUCUGCUCAGUGGAGAAGAUAAAGACCAUCGGCAGUACGUACAUGGCUGCUGCUGGGCUGAGACACGCUCCGCAGAGGGAGGAGGAAAAGAAAGUGGAGAUGUCCUACAGCCAUGUGCGCACCAUGGUGGAGUUUGCCAUCGCUCUGAUGAACAAACUGGAGGUCAUCAACACACACUCUUUCAACAGCUUCAAACUAAGGAUCGGGAUAAACCACGGUCCAGUGAUCGCUGGAGUGAUCGGAGCUCAUAAACCUCAGUACGACAUCUGGGGGAACUCGGUGAACGUGGCCAGCAGGAUGGACAGCACAGGAGUUCUGGACAAGAUACAGGUGACGGAGGAGACGGCCCAGAUGGUGGAGAGCGUGGGAUACACCGUCACUCUCAGAGGCGUCGUCAACGUCAAGGGCAAAGGGGAACUCACCACCUACUUCAUCAACAAGGAACAUUUAGUCCCUCAGUACUGAGCUCCACCGUCGAUGUGCUACACAGACUAAUCACUCAGACCUGGAGUCCAAACAUUAGCAGCUAAUGUUUGUCUUAAUGAACCAUAUGACCCCACCUGUGAUCAUCACAAACUCCGCUCUGACUUUAAGGAGCUGCCUUCGUCUUCUGGAUGAGAGACAAAAUACAAUCCGGACCGAGUAAAUGAAGAACUGGAAACUGAAAGCUUUCUCCUCAGGGACCACAUCACGUUGUUUACACUGUAUUAUUCUGAGAACAUACAACCUGAAAUUAUUCUUUUGGUACAUUUAACAUCGCUGAAUUACAUGCACUGUCCAAUGGUGUUCAUGUACCUUUAAUUUUUGGGGAUAAAAAGGUUACAGAUGUUGUAUGAAGGAUAUUAUAGAGGUAGCUUAUACCUCAAAUAAGCUAAAAUAAUAAUAUCUAUAUCAAUAUUCUUGCCAUUUACAUUGUUUUAUUUGACUUAUUUACACUUUAUUCACUCCAUUGUGGUUUUACUGAGUUACAAAAGAGCAUUUAUGUUUGAACAAUGUUACAGAAGAGUCUUUAGGAAAAAUUGGGUAAAAAAAUAGAUAUGUGACACUGAUUGGUGUUUCCACAGGUUCCCAACCCUCCAAAACGGUGGGUAAAGAGAAUAUUCACAGCAUAAGAAGAAGGAAAAACACACAGCAUGUACUGUAUCACGUGUUCUCUAAUCGUAGAUGCUUUUAUUGUGAAAUCCUGGAUGGUUUUAUGAAUGAAAUCUGACUGCUCUCGCACCCCACAAACGUCCACAAGUACACAUUGUUUACAGAAGGUGUCACAAUCCAUAUAAAGUAAGGAGUACGAUCGCUCACUGCUGGAGACGGAGAGCUGUGCGGGAACCACGUUGAUUUAAGAUUAACAUAAAGAUUAGUGUGCCAUGAAAAGUCUGAUAAAGCACAUUUGAUAUUGCACUUUUACGUUCUAUGUUGUUCUACAUGUUGUAGUUCUGCAUUACAAUCCAAUUGUUUCUUGAA